GCUUUGUUUAUCGUCACACGACUUCCUCAAUUAUUCAGCACAUUACCACCUAUCCUGAUCGGUUGCCAUGUUCCGGAAAAAUAUUUUGGUAACCUUGCUUUGGGUUGUUUGUGUGGGGCUUCUGAUGUGCAGCUCCGCUGAGGCGGUUGUGCGGUCCUUCAAACUGCAGCGUCGCCUCGGGAUCGAUGGGAAGUGGAUCGACCUAGCGAACUUCACCCUCAAGCAGCUCUCCUCCCAGUCUCCUGUUCAGCUCAAACACACCCAAACCGGUAAGGAUAGCGUGCUCCUCUCCGAGGACGAAAAGCUCGCCUUCACGACGGUGAGUUUGGUGUACUACCGCGCCCUACCACAGUCGUCGGGAGGGGGCUCCCAGGAUGACGAGAACGCCGUGAUCGUGGUUGUCUCCCCGUGCACGAUCGUUCGCGGCUUUUUAGCGCAAGAUAGCACCACGGUCGUGCUCUACGAGCGGAUUAACAUCGUUCCGGGCUCCAACGCCUCACUUCUCGGGUUGCAGGUGUCGAGCGAAACGAAUCUUUUCCACGCGAAGCUGCAGAACGGCGACGAAUGCGACCUCCACGUCGUUCAGAAGCUCUUCCCAAAGGUGCGAAUCCAGCUCGUGCUUGAGAUCGCGCAGCCCGUCGACGUGUCGAAGACGAUUCGCUAUGAGGAUAUCGAGGAAUUGCGCACCCCGCAGAAAAUCAAUAAGGGGAAGGUGAAGACCGUGAUGAAGCGCGUGAAGAAUGACAACGGCGAGUGGGAAGAGCGGGAGGAGCCCGUUAAUGAACAGACGUUCUUGCAAAAGUACUGGCUAUACAUUGUUGUCUUUGUUGGGGUCUCUAUCAUGAAGAAUUUGUCGGCGUAGGAUCAAGGUGCGGCCUUUCGGGCGAGAGGGAGGGGGGUGCGUGUAUUGUCAUAUUAUAAAAUGGACUAAAUAGUGUGCAGAGGUGGAUUAGGUUUAAAAGCAUAUACUAACUACAUUUUACGGUGAUAAUUUGAACGCUGCUAACAUCCUUUCGGUCAGGAUAUCAUUUGAUAUCUCUUCCGGGCUGAUUUUCUUUCUUGCUUUGAACUACAGCACCAAGCUUUUCACAGCCUCUAUUUAACUUUUUUGUAUUUUUUCCUGAAUAGGGAAGCUAAUGCUCAUACAAUAGAGGCAAUCAUGCAUAGAGGGCUGUUUAGCUCCCAAGUAAAGCGAACCACCACCCCCAACACGAAGGAAUGACUAGUGAAAAGAUUUAAGUAGCUCCCUUUUCUUCCUCAGAUCACUUGACCCCUUUCAUUUGUGAUACCAAUGGAAUAGCUUACAAUAAUCUUAGGCUUGAUCGUCCCAAAUACAAUGCAUAGCGACAAACUACUAAGAGGAACUAACCUCUUUUGGCAUUUUAUUCCUUUUAUCUGCUGUUACUUCUCCCUUCAGUUUGAUUGAUGUCUGAACGUAUUCCGAAGAUCCUCUGACCUCCAUGAUGCUUGUCAUGAUAAGUGUGGUUGCUGGAAGAGCGAGAUCGAAGCACCUAUCGGUGGUUGUGCGUGUAAUGUCAUUCCUAAAUGCAUCCAUACAAACAUAAAA
This is a messenger RNA of Phytomonas sp. EM1, 1567 nucleotides long. The record is from the annotation of a GenBank genome assembly. NCBI's taxonomy places the organism in Eukaryota, Euglenozoa, Kinetoplastea, Trypanosomatida, Trypanosomatidae.